AUGUCCGACUCAGCGAUCGCUCCUCGGGCAGGCCGGGCGCGUACUGCUUGUGAUUUGUGCAGGUCUCGGAGGAUCCGCUGUGACCGAGUCAAACCUGCAUGUGAGACAUGCCAUUUUGCCGGUGUGCCUUGCAUCUUUACACCGCCACCGGACGUGCCGCGCAAGACAGUCCGAGAACAACUAGCCGAGUGCAAAGUCCAAGUGCAGGAGUUGGAAGAAGCACUGCGAGUGGAGCGAGCCAAAAACCAUACCAAGAAGAAUGCCCCCAGCCCAUUUGUUCUUCAAGGGGGAUUGGCGGAUUUGCACGGCUUCGACGCGGCUCUAACCGCUUUCCUGCGGACUCUCGACUUCUGUGGCUUCGGCCCUAAGUCGACCCCAUUUCUCUUCCCCACCGACCAGCAUCGCAUGCCCUCUCUCGUCGACCUGGAUCGCUUUGCUCAGGAUGUGGCCUCUUCAUUUAAGUCGGAGUUCCCCCACCAUACCUCCAGGACCAUUCAUCCGCAGCAACCCCCACCCGCGUUGAUCUGCACCGUCAUCGACUACUUCCUAACCAACAGCCUCUACUCGGUUUUUCCCGUGAUCGACUCGGUUACCUUGGUGUCACUCCGGAACUCCGAUCUCUCUCCCUCCUCACCAGAUCUAGCUCAUCUUCCUAAAAGUGUCCAAGCCUGUUUGGUGGCCUUGACAGCCCUGGUCACUCACUUGCGGGAUGAUGAGCCCGCUUUCGGUGAAGUCGACUCCGAAGCCUUCCUGCAAUCCGUGCUCGCGCAGUUGCCGGAGCUGGUCAUGUCAGGGGAUAAUGACCUCUGGACUCUACAAGCCCUGAUCCUGGUGGUACUGUACCUGGCCCCCCUCGGUGCACCUCAGUCCGCUGAAUUGAUCCUGGCCAUGGCAAUCCGGCUCCUCACCAAUCUCGGUGGCAAUUUCGCCCCUAUGCCCUCUGGUUCUCGCGUUGAUGCCCAUCACGGUCGGCAUCUUCGGGCUCUCUUCUGGCUCUGCUAUUCCGUGGACAGGGAAAUGUCGAUCCGAAAUUCACAUUCACCCUUACUGCAUGAUACCGACUGUGACCUCGACCUGCCAGAGAAAUACGUCAUGGCUUCGUCCGAGAACCAGUUCUGCCUGGGCCCCUUGUCGAAGGACGAGUUACUCUAUCCGUCCGACCUUCGCAUGUGCGUCAUCAAGUCCAAGAUCUACCGGCUGCUGUAUUCAGACUACGGCCUGGCGCAGCCCGCUUCCAUCCGCGUGCAGUAUGUCCGCGAGCUGGACGAGGAGCUCAGUAAUUUGAGAGCGCAAUUUCCCGCCGACUGCCGCCCGGAGAACCUGUCCCCGGGGGGUAUCCCGGACUCUUUGGUUCUCGACCUCAGUCUGCGGGGAAUCAACAUGCAUCUGGAAUACUACUAUUGUCUCGCCAAGAUCCAUGGCGCGUGUCGCAUCGCUGGCGGAGAAUUCCCCUCGCUGGACGACCUGUCGCCCCUGUCUUCAAGUCGGGAGCUGUGUUAUCAGGCUGCGCGAUCGAUCUUGCUCUACAUUCAUCGUUUACACCAUCUCGUUAUCCCCCAAACUUUCUGGAUCUAUGCGCAGUUCAUCCUCUCUGCGGUCGUCUCUCUGGGUUGGAAGCUCGUCGCCGAACCCAACCACCCGUCCGCCGCCAGCGACCUCCAUCUCAUCCAGCACACGAGGGGCGUGUUUACUAAGCUGAAGGAAACGACAGAUCCCAGCGAGUUUCCGCCUUUUUACAUAAUGGACAACUUCAUCCAACGGUUAAUCGCCGCUGUAGCUCAUUGA
Messenger RNA from Aspergillus aculeatinus CBS 121060, 1785 nucleotides. RefSeq lists its product as uncharacterized. Gene Ontology annotation, molecular function: DNA binding; DNA-binding transcription factor activity, RNA polymerase II-specific; zinc ion binding. Bases 1 to 1785 code for a protein of 594 amino acids. NCBI's taxonomy places the organism in Eukaryota, Fungi, Ascomycota, Eurotiomycetes, Eurotiales, Aspergillaceae. Gene Ontology annotation, biological process: regulation of DNA-templated transcription; DNA-templated transcription. The transcript is spliced from 5 exons. The record is from RefSeq and is a predicted model, not a curated record.